Molecule: messenger RNA, 249 nt
Organism: Triticum turgidum subsp. durum (durum wheat)
Lineage: Eukaryota; Viridiplantae; Streptophyta; Magnoliopsida; Poales; Poaceae
Source: the annotation of a GenBank genome assembly
AUGGUAGUGGUCUCCUUGUUUACAGUUGUAAGAAUAAUAAAAAUAUUGAUCAUGGUCUUUCCACUAUUACAAUCUCAUAGAUUACAUUACCUGCUUCCAUUAGAAAGGAACUGUGGCUCAUGGGUUUACUGGAUGAUCUUUUUGAUGGACAUUUUAAAAAUAGCAUGGUUGAACACAUGGGCUUUCUAUUACGAGUAUCAAAUAUGUCCUUGCAAAAUGAAACUAUUUUCAUCGACAACAUGGCUUUAG